Molecule: messenger RNA, 2228 nt
Organism: Setaria italica (foxtail millet)
Lineage: Eukaryota; Viridiplantae; Streptophyta; Magnoliopsida; Poales; Poaceae
Exons: 4
Coding region: 20-1900 (626 amino acids)
Source: RefSeq, a predicted model, not a curated record
CACCAUUUACCUGACAGAGAUGGAGACCAUCCGAGCGAUGACGAUCCUUCGUCCAUUGCUCACAUGCUUCUUCUCCAUGAUCCUACUCUCACAUCCGAUGACGGCGACCGCCGUGGCGGCGGAGGCGGUGAAAGUGAGCACCACCCCGAUCUUCCGGGAGAUCCCGCUGGGCCAGGCGAGGAAGGACUUCCAGGUCUUGCUUCGCGUUGAGGCACCGCCGGCGGCGGCGCACCGCGUCCCGAUCGACGUCGUCGCCGUGCUGGACGUCAGCGGCAGCAUGAACGACCGGGAGAACCGGCCGUCGAGGCUGGACUUGCUUAAGGCCGCCGCCAAGUUCAUGGUCGCCAAGCUCGACGACGGGGACCGCCUCGCCGUCGUGGCGUUCAACGACCGCCCCGUCAGGGAACUCAGCUCCGGCUUGCUGUACUUGUCCGGCGAUGGCCGGAGAAACGCCAUGAACGUCGUGGACAAGCUCGAGGCGCGUGGCGGCACGGCGCUCUUCCCGGCCUUGGAGGAGGCCGUGAAGAUCCUGGAUGAGCGGCCGGGAGAUGGCCGGAACCGCCUGGGCUUCAUCGUCCUUGUCACCGACGGCGAGGACGCGAGGGGGUUCGCAUGGCGCCGCGAGAGCAUCCACGGCGACGUUCUCGGCAAGUACCCCAUCCACGCCAUCGGCUUGGGCGCGUUGCACGACCCCGAGGUUCUCCUCUACCUCGCGCAAGAAUCCCACGGCACCUACUCCUUCGUCGACGACGCGAGCGCCGGCGAGCUCCCCGUCGCCCUCGCCGUGUGCCUCGGCGGGCUGACGACCGUCGCCGCCGUCGACACGCGUGUCGUCCUCAAGGCCGCGGAGCCGAACGGGGUGCGCAUCGACCGCGUCGACGCCGGCGGCCACGGCACCCGCGUCGGCUGCGGCGGCGGCGCGUGCGAUUUUGACGUCGGCGCCCUCUACGCCGGCGAGACGAAGCACUUCGUCGUCCACCUCCACGUGCCAGCGGUAUCAUCGGUGGAGGACGGCUACUACUGCGAUAUCGACCUCGCCGCCUGUGACGACCGCCACCAACGCCGCCGCCGCCACGAGCAGCACCUCCUCGCCGUCGGCUACUCCUACCGCAACCACCCAGGCGCCGCCGUGAUCACCACCGAAGGCCACGGCGUUUUCAUCCAGCGAUCGCCGGAGCUCGGCAGCGGCAGCGUGCGGCAACCCCUGCUCCUCCCGUCCCCCGAGGUCCUGCACCAUAUCGUCCGGUUCGAGCUGCUGGACGUCGUGGCUGGCCUCGUCGACGGCGAGCUGGCGGUCGUCAGGGACCGUGCGCACGCCGGCGAUCUCCUCCAGCUCCGCUGGGAGGAGUUCAGGGCGUGCCACCAGUUCUGGGGCGGCCUCGACCUCGGCGGCCUGGAGAAGGAGGUGGACUCCAUGGCUGGCAGCCUCAGGACCGGGGCGGCCGCCUACGUGUACGCGUGGGUGUCGAGCCACCAGAUGCAGCGCGCCGCCAGCCUGGGCUCGCCCGAGAAGGCGGCCGCCGAGUACCUGACGCAAGCGAUGCGUGUCCUGAUGGAGGAGGCGCGGAAGCUGCCGCGGCUGGCCGAGACCACGACGUCGGCAGCCGCGGCCACGGGGCCCGGCGUCCAGUACUCCGGCGACUGCGCCGACCUGCAGAUGAUCGACCGGCGGCUAGAGCUGUGGUCCAAGGUAAGGCGCGACGUGCAGCAUCUCAUGUUCAGGCCAUCUGCGGCGGCCACGGCGGCGGUGGCGGAGGGAGAGGGAGAGGAGGACCUGCUGGCCGCCGUCUUCCAGGAGGCGUCGCUGGAGGCCAUCGAUCGCGCAAUGCACCGCGACAUUUACCUGGCCGCUGUGUAUGCGAGCAAGCAGAGGCGAUGCCACGUCGGCGCCUGCAACUGAAGGACGUGAGAACUCGGAAUUACUACUGCAGACUAUGUGUGACAUAAACAAUAAGGAUCUGUUUCCACUGUUGGAUGGCCAUCCAACAUCACAGAUGAAUCCCAGACAUUUCUCCGCCUACUCUGCCAAUACGGGUCCACAGUACUGUUAUGCCUAUUUGGGCUGCUGUGGACUAGUUAACGGAUGUGUACCAAAAUUUGAGCUCAAUAAGAGGCCCAGCUGUCUCUACCAAGCUUAGGCCCAGUGGCACCAGCUGUCUUUUGUCGUUACAGAUUUUGAAAAUUUUGAAAAAGAAAAGAAAGAGCAACCACCUCACCGUCUGUUUAAA